AUACAGAUAGAUUAAUCAACUAAUAUAUACUAUUAAAUAUAAAUACACAAAGUUAUAAACUAGUUUCAAAUGUUGAAAAUGUGGUCGAUUGCACCUUUUCAUGUCGUCAUCAAAAAGUGACGGGAUUCCCCGGAAAUAAGGAGAGUUUCAUUUUUUUUUGCAGAACUGCGUUGAUUGCUGGAAAGAAACAUGUCUGGCAGUUUCUAUUACGUCAUGGUUGGUCAUCAUGACAACCCAGUCUUUGAAAUGGAGUUCUUGCCUGCUGGUAAAGCUGAGUCAAAGGAUGACCACCGGCAUCUGAACCAGUUCAUUGCACAUGCAGCUCUCGACUUGGUGGAUGAAAACAUGUGGCUGUCUAACAACAUGUACCUGAAGACUGUGGACAAGUUCAAUGAGUGGUUUGUCUCUGCCUUUGUCACCGCAGGACAUAUGAGAUUCAUCAUGCUUCAUGAUGUACGACAAGAAGACGGAAUCAAAAACUUCUUUAAUGAUGUGUAUGAUUUAUACAUUAAGUUUGCAAUGAAUCCUUUUUAUGAAACCAAUGCUCCAAUCCGGUCGACGGCAUUUGACAGAAAAGUGCAGUUCCUUGGAAAGAAGCACCUCUUGAGCUAAUGAACCAACCUGAUUUCUGCACCUUUUUUUACUUUGUUCAUCAUACACAUCAUCGGUCUACGAUCACCUGUUGGUUGUGUUUUGAUAAAUUCACUGUAUUACUUGCUUUAUUCUUACCAACCACAGUAUAAAAGACAGCAUUGGGAAGUGUUUUAUAAUGAAUUAAUGGCAUGUGUGAGUGUUACCAGCAUUUUGUUGCCUAGUUUGAUAAUAGUGACAUGGUCUCUGAGGUCUAGUUUGAUAAUAGUGACAUGGUCUCUGAGGUCUAGUUUGAUAAUAGUGACAUGGUCUCUUGAGGUCUAGUUUGAUAAUAGUGACAUGGUCUCUGAGGUCUAGUUUGAUAAUAGUGACAUGGUCUCUGAGGUCUAGUUUGAUAACAGUGACAUGGUCUCUGAGGUCUAGUUUGAUAAUAGUGACAUGGUCUCUGAGGUCUAGUUUGAUAAUAGUGACAUGGUCUCUGAGGUCUAGUUUGAUAAUAGUGACAUGGUCUCUGAGGUCUAGUUUGAUAAUAGUGACAUGGUCUCUGAGGUCUAGUUUGAUAACAGUGACAUGGUCUCUUGAGGUCUAGUUUGAUAAUAGUGACAUGGUCUCUGAGGUCUAGUUUGAUAAUAGUGACAUGGUCUCUGAGGUCUAGUUUGAUAAUAGUGACAUGGUCUCUGAGGUCUAGUUUGAUAAUAGUGACAUGGUCUCUGAGGUCUAGUUUGAUAAUAGUGACAUGGUCUCUGAGGUCUAGUUUGAUAAGUGACAUGGUCUCUGAGGUCUAGUUUGAUAAUAGUGACAUGGUCUCUGAGGUCUAGUUUGAUAAUAGUGACAUGGUCUCUGAGGUCUAGUUUGAUAAUAGUGACAUGGUCUCUUGAGGUCUAGUUUGAUAACAGUGACAUGGUCUCUGAGGUCUAGUUUGAUAAUAGUGACAUGGUCUCUGAGGUCUAGUUUGAUAAUAGUGACAUGGUCUCUGAGGUCUAGUUUGAUAAUAGUGACAUGGUCUCUUGAGGUCUAGUUUGAUAAUAGUGACAUGGUCUCUGAGGUCUAGUUUGAUAAUAGUGACAUGGUCUCUGAGGUCUAGUUUGAUAAUAGUGACAUGGUCUCUGAGGUCUAGUUUGAUAAUAGUGUCAUGGUCUCUGAGGUCUAGUUUGAUAAUAGUGACAUGGUCUCUGAGGUCUAGUUUGAUAAUAGUGACAUGGUCUCUGAGGUCUAGUUUGAUAAUAGUGACAUGGUCUCUGAGGUCUAGUUUGAUAAUAGUGACAUGGUCUCUGAGGUCUAGUUUGAUAACAGUGACAUGGUCUCUGAGGUCUAGUUUGAUAAUAGUGACAUGGUCUCUGAGGUCUAGUUUGAUAAUAGUGACAUGGUCUCUGAGGUCUAGUUUGAUAAUAGUGACAUGGUCUCUUGAGGUCUAGUUUGAUAAUAGUGUCAUGGUCUCUGAGGUCUAGUUUGAUAAUAGUGACAUGGUCUCUGAGGUCUAGUUUGAUAACAGUGUCAUGGUCUCUGAGGUCUAGUUUGAUAACAGUGACAUGGUCUCUGAGGUCUAGUUUGAUAACAGUGACAUGGUCUGUAUGAGCUAGACCUUGAAUGAGCUUGGUUAAAACAUGUAUAUUUAUAUUUAGU
Molecule: messenger RNA, 2214 nt
Organism: Oncorhynchus keta (chum salmon)
Lineage: Eukaryota; Metazoa; Chordata; Actinopteri; Salmoniformes; Salmonidae
Gene: trappc2
Product: trafficking protein particle complex subunit 2
Exons: 11
Coding region: 190-612 (140 amino acids)
Biological process (GO): endoplasmic reticulum to Golgi vesicle-mediated transport
Cellular component (GO): cytoplasm; nucleus; TRAPP complex
Source: RefSeq, a predicted model, not a curated record